ACCAGCCCAUUUAACCGGAAGUUUCACCACAAAUUUUCGAAAAUGAAUGCUCCUCCAACUUUCGAGUCAUUUCUCCUCUUUGAAGGAGAGAAAAAGAUUCAGAUAGAAAAGGAUACGAAGGUACCAAAUGCUGCAAUAUUUACCAUAAACAAGGAGGACCAUACCUUAGGAAACAUGAUCUGCACGCAACUGCGUAAAGACCCCCAGGUGUUAUUUACUGGCUACAAGAAUCCUCACCCUCUCGAACACAAAGUUGUAUUAAGGAUACAGACCACAGCGGACUACAGUCCACAGGAAGCUCUCACUAAUGCCAUAACAGAUCUCAUCUCAGAGGUGUCUCUCAUGGAGGAGAGAUUUAGGGAGGCAGUUAGAGAGAGACAAGAAGGAGAUAUCUGAGAACAGAUAACGGUAGCAAGAUGGGACAAUUGUGAUAGAUACAGCCGCUGUAUUAGAGAGAAAAUACUACAGUGCAUUAAGUUCAUGUGUUCAAAUUCUCACCAAUUCUUGUUAAUGACUGAAAAUGAGAAGUGUUUGCAGAGAAUGUGGCGGAAAUUUGGUGCAAGAUUUUCAACAGUUAUUGUAGUUAAAUUGAAUCAGUAAGUCAAUCAAUACUGACAUAGAAUAGACAGGCAGGACACAGCAGUUGAAGUAACAAUCAUCUGUAUAAAGUAACAUUCUGAAAUUGAGAGUAGAUCAGACCUCAUCACAGUUAUCACUGUAUCAGUUAGUCCUUCUUUUUUCACUUGAUCAGUACAGAUAUACACAAAUGCAUGAUUUCAAGGUACAAUAUCUGUUAUUUUGGGGCAGGAGACCAAGUAAAAGUAACUUCUCAAGUUGCUACAAAAUGAGAAAGUGAAUACUCAAGGUUUCACCCAUUUGUAAAAAAGCCACUGGUUUAUUUGCAUGUCGAAUUACUGCUGGAACAGUAUAAUGUUUGUAUUUCAUUUGGAAUUUAGCAUUUUUGAGUCACUCUUGAUUUUAAUCAUGUUUAAUUUGAGAAACAGUUUUUCUCCCCUAAUUAUGUUGUAAUGACACAGUUUGAAAGUUAGUUCUGUUUUUAGCUCACCUGAGCACAAAGUGCUCAAAGGUGAGCUUUUGUGAUCGCCCUGUGUCCGUCGUCGUCAGCAAUUUGACUGUUUUCACAAUUUAGGCCCAAUCUUAAUGAAACUUGGUCAGAAUGUUACCCUCAAAGUCUUGGACGAGUUCGAUAUUGGGUCAUCUGGGGUUAAAAACUAGGUCACCAGGUCAAAUCAAAGGAAAAGCUUCUUAACACUCUAGAGGUCACAAUUUUGGCCCAGUCUUAAUUAAACUUGGUCAGAAUGUUACCCUCAAUAAAAUCUUGGACGUCUUCGAUAUUGGGUCAUCUAGGGUUAAAAACUAGGUCACCAGGUCAAAUCAAAGGAAAAGCAUGUUAACACUCUAGAGGUCACAAUUUUGGCCCAAUCUUAAUGAAACUUGGUCAGAAUGUUACCCUCAAUAAAAUCUUGGACGAGUUCGAUAUUGGAUCAUCUGGGAUCAUAAACUAGGUCACCAGGUGAAAUCAAAGGAAAAGCUUCUUUACACUGUAGAGGCAGCAUUUAUGACUGUAUCUUCAUGAAACUUGGUCAGAAUGUUAAUCUUGAUGAUCUCAAGGUCCAGUUUGAAUCUGGGUCAUUUAAGGUCAAAAACUAGGUCACCAGGUCAAGUCAAGGGAAAAGCUAGUAAACACUGUAGAGGCCACAUUUAUGAUUAUAUCUUAAUGAAACAUGGUCAGAAUGUUAAUCUUGAUGAUCUAUAGGUCACAUUAAAAUUUGGGUCAGGUGGGGUCAAAAACUAGGUCACAAGGUCAAAUCAAAGGAAAAGCUUGUUAACACUCUAGAGGCCACAUUAUGACUGUAUCUUCAUGAAACUAAAGUCAGAAUGUUAAUCUUGAUGAUCUUUAAAUAAAGUUUGAAUCUGGGUCAUGUGGGGUCAAAAACUAGGUCACCAGGUCAAAUCAAAGGUAAAGCUUGUUAAUACUUUAGAGGCCACAUUUAUGACCAUAUCUUAAUGAAACUUGGUCAGAGUGUUAAUCUUGAUGGUCUUUAGGUCAGGUGAGCGAUACAGGGCCUUCAUGGCCCUCUUGUUAUAAAUUUGUGAGAAUUUGUUUUUAAAUGAAGAUGUGAAAAUAAAAGCGAGUUUUUUUUACAUUUUUUGUAUUUUUUUUUUAUGUUGUUUAAAUAAUUCUUUGUUUCAUAGUUUUAUGUUACUUACUGCUGUAUAAUGUAUGCAUUUUUGCAUUUAAUAAAACUGGAUUUAUAGAUUAGGAAUAUUGUUCAAAUCUCAAUGAAACUUUCUAGGUGUUUAUGAAAUAUUUCACCACCUCCGACAAGAAAAAUUUAAAAAAGACAGUUUUAAAUUCACCAGUUUCCUUCUAUAGACUUCAUAUAAAUACAUUGAAUUUUUGUGUUUCAAAAAAGGUAGAGAAAAAUCAAGCAUUCCCAUACAGAAAUGAUAAUGUCUAGUUUUAAUUGGUAAUCAUUCUAACAUGCAUGCAUGGUCAACAGACUGGCAAAUUUGUCACUGCUACAAGAUCAUUGUUGUACACGUGACUAAGAAAUCCUAUUCUGAGAAUACAAGGCCUCUAGAUGGUCCUUUAAAAUUUUAAACUCUAGGCCAAAGUUUUCUCGACCAUAGCUCUACACGACUGUCAGGGACUGCUUGAAAUUCUGUUAUACAUAUAUUUUAAUAUGGAAACU
Molecule: messenger RNA, 2717 nt
Organism: Mercenaria mercenaria
Lineage: Eukaryota; Metazoa; Mollusca; Bivalvia; Venerida; Veneridae
Product: DNA-directed RNA polymerase II subunit RPB11-a-like
Exons: 4
Coding region: 43-396 (117 amino acids)
Biological process (GO): transcription by RNA polymerase II
Cellular component (GO): RNA polymerase II, core complex
Molecular function (GO): DNA binding; protein dimerization activity
Source: RefSeq, a predicted model, not a curated record